UCCACCCGCCUCCACAGUUACUAGUCGGGAGCCGGCGUGUCGGCGUGUGUGGUUCUGCGGCUCUUUCUGGCUGAGAGGACACAGCGGCGUCCUGCCCUGGCCUGAGCGAUGCUAAGAAGCUGCGCUACGCGCCUGCGCGCUCUUGGUGUCCCGCCUGCGAGGAGGCCCGGAGCAGUGUGGAGGUUAUUUUCCUCUGAGAAAGUCAUUCCCAAGGACUAUGGUCUCCCAAACCCCAGCUGGAGCAAGGACCUAAGACUCCUCUUUGACCAGUUCAUGAAGAAGUGUGAAGAUGGCUCCUGGAAACGUUUGCCCUCAUACAGACAAAAUCCUACUCAAACCCUUAAAGACUUCCAAACCCGUUUUGUUGAUCCCAGGUUUAUGAAUGAAGAACAAGUGUCAAAGGCCCAACAGUUCAGUAGAAGCUUAGAAGAAGGCCUGGGGUUUGAAUAUGUGAUGUUCUAUAAUAAAGUGGAGAAGAAGAUGGUUUGUUUGUUUCAAGGAGGUCUUCAUCUGCAAGGGGUACCUGGAUUUGUUCAUGGAGGUGCCAUUGCAACCAUCAUUGAUGUUACUACUGGCAUGUGUGCGAUUGCUGAGGGAAUUGCCAUGACUGCCAACCUCAACAUUGACUAUAAAAAACCCAUUCCCCUUUGUUCUGUUGUGGUGGUAACCAGCCAACUUAGUAAGACUGAAGGAAGGAAACUUUUUAUUUCCUGUACUGUUCAGAGUAUUGAUGAGAAGACGUUAUACACACAGGCAACAGCUUUAUUUAUAAAACUGGAUCCUGACAAACGUUUGACAUAAAGAACCUCUGUUGAACUCCACACUGUUCUGCAUGAAGACCCGCCCCCCACCCAAGCAGCACCGGUCUCCACUCCUGUCCCAGCUGCUGAACCCCCAGGGGAAAGCCUGCUCUCACGGACCCUUCAGAACAGCCUCUAAAAUACAGGGCUGCAGGAACUCGCUGUCUGCCUUUCAGACUUGUCAUAAGAAGCACUCCCUGGAAGAGUCUCAGCAGUCAUGUGUCCCUAGGACAAAUGUCCUGAAAUAUGAACAGACGUCAAAACUGGCAAGCCCAGUACCUGCUCCACUUCAGACUGCAGCAAAGGAUUGCAUUGAAACUCACUGCAAACAUGGAAAUGGAGUGGUGUGUGUGGAGUGUGCAUGUACACAAGCACAGACUGCAUGUUACAGAGAGGCUUGUUGUUUGUGAACAAACAUCUUUCCAGCCGUCUUAGGGAACACAGCUCAUUCCUAUGGGAAUGGAUCCACACCUCUGUUGUCUAGGGUCCUAGAGAUUAAACCGUUGUUCAUUUUUUCCUCAACCUGUGCUAUUGUAUCUUACAUCACUGUGCUUGUCGUCACUGGGAGAAGGCUCUGUGAGCUUUCUGGGACUAUAAGCUAUGUGGUUUAAACCAACACAGACUUCACUGUCAUAGUCCCAGAGGCCAGAUGUCUAAAGUUAAAGUAUUAACCUAACCUUGUUCCUUCUGAAGGUUGUGAGCGGGAACUAUUUCACAUCUCCUGGCUUCUACCAAGAGAGCCUCCAGCAUUCCCUGAUUUUUAGACACAGCAUGGUUUCCCAUUGUAUCUCUCCAUCAUAUUCUUUCUGUGGUCCCUGAUUCCAGAUUUCCCUUUGAAAGGGUUUAAAGGGUUUAGUUAUUUAUUUAUUUAUUUUCUCCUCUCUCUCUCUUUAUCUAUCUAUCUAUCUAUCUAUCUAUCUAUCUGUGUGUAUGUGUGUGUGUGUGUGUGUGUAGGUGCUCAAAUAAAUUGGGAGAUUAAUGUGCUAGAAAACAUAUUUACUUCUUGUUUUUACGUUUAUUUGUAUAUACAUGGGGGGCAUGUAUGUGCCAUGAAAGUGUAUGUGUGGAGUUCAGAGGGCAGUGUGAGGGAGCUGAUUCUCUCCUUCUAAUGUGUGGGUCCCCAGGAUUGAACUCAGGUCGUCAGAGUUAGGGACAAGCACCUUUAUCUGCUGACCCAUCUCUCCAGUCAUCAUUUUUUAUUUUUUUUAUUUUUAUUUAUUUAUUUAUUUGGUUUUUCAAGAUAGGGUAUCUCUGUGUAACAGCCCUAGCUGUCCUAGAACUAACUCUUGUAGACCAGGCUGGCCUCGAACUCACAGAGAUCCACUUGCCUCUGCCUCCCACGUGCUGGAAUUAAAGACGUGCACCACCACCACCUGGCUUCUAGUCAUCAUUUAUUGUUUUUAUUUUUGUUUUUUGAGAUGAGACCUGGAGGUCUUUAAGUAGACCAGGCUGGCCUAGAACUCACAGAGGUCCACUUGCCUCUGCCUCCAAAUGCCAGGGCUUACUUGUCACCACCUCAUGGUUAACCAUGGUAUUUUGCUGCUGCUUUAUUCAUUUGCUUUAAAGAUUUAUUUUUGACCAGGUGAGGUAAUACACACCUUUAAUCCUAGCAUUAGCAGUCAGAGACAGGUGAACCUCUAUAAGCUCCAUGCUGAUCUAUAGAGUGAUCUAUAGUGUAGUCUAUAUAGUAAAACCCUGUCUUUAAAAAGAUUUAUUUAUAUGUAAGCGUGUCUGGGUGUGUGUAUCAUGCAUAUGGGUGCCUGAAGAGGACAGAAGAAGCUGUCAGAUCCUCUGGAACUGGAAAUCAAGCUCCUCCAGAAGAGCCAUACUUGCUCUUUCUUGCCGCACAUCUCUCCAGCCUCCCAUAUUGUGCUUCUUUUUUUAAUUAAUUUUUUAAAUUAUUUUUAAUAAUUAAUUUUUAUUCUUUGAUAAUUUUAUACAUGUGUACAAUAUAUUGGACAUUUUCUCCCCCACUCCUCUCCCAGACUCUCGCAGAUCCACCCUGUUUCUUCCCAUCUUUGUUUACUGUCUCUUUUUUAAAAAUAACCCACUGAGCCCAGUUUUUGUUGCCCGUGUACUCAUGGGUGAGGUCAUCCACUGGAUCAGAUCAACCUAUCAGGAGCCACACUCGUUUGAAACAGUGACUCUCCCUUCCCCAUAGCCACCUGCCAAUGUCUCCUCAAUGAUGGCUGGGGCUUGUGAACCAUUCUAGGAUACUGACUGGUUUGAUCUUGUACAGGUCUUGGAAGGGAACAACAGCUACUAUGAGUUCAUAGGUUCAGUGGUGCUGUUGUGUCCAGUCCUCCUUGACCUCUGGCUUUCCCAGUUUUUCCAUUCCCCUCUUCCACAGGAGUGGCUAUGAUAUGGAUGACCCAUUUGUGGCUGAGCACUCCUGAGCACUCCGUAAACACUUACGCUCUGUACCUGCAGCUCUUGUGAGGUUCCAUCCAAUGCACAAAGGAAUUUACUUGAUGUAGUCUGGGAGCUGCACUGAUCUGUGAGUAUAGAGAUGCUUUUAGCAAAAUCAUAGUAGACCUGGUACCCCACCAGUCAUUCUUCCACAGCCUAAGAUCAGCUGGAUGCUCCAGAGCUAGAGCCAGAGCCAGCUGAACCUGGGGUGGCCAAGCCAUGGAAGGGACUCAGGUCCUAGGAGAAGUUCUGGUAGCCACCUGUAGCCCAUGGGGUUGAAAUUGGCAGCUGCUUCUCCAUGGAAACUCCAACAGAGUUUGAGGUAGUGCCUGGGAAGUGGCGGGCUACGGCUUUGUAAGCCACUUACCUUUGAGCAACAGCCACCAUUUAUUUCCAUUCACCCUUUCAGCCAAUUCUGAAGCUUCUGAGAGAGUGUUAUGACAACUUGUAUUUCUUGGACUUGGCAUAUUAAAUGGGAAGCUGAAAGAACAAUGUGCCAUCGCUGUCUGUUAUCUAGUUACAGGUGGAAGUUGAAACAGUGCCGGUUUUUCACGCCUGUCAUUUGGCUUCAUUGGACAGCCUUGUAGAACCUCCUAGCUGAAAGAAUGCUGAGGAACAUUCACUCCUUUCUCUGGAUCUCCUUUUCUCUCCUAGCCAUGUCUCUCCCCGGCCUCCAUUCUCACAAAGUGAACUGUGGCACAUGAUCAAGCUCAGCCAUGGAAAGUGUCAGCUGCUGUUCAUGGGGAAAUUGUUUCCUUACUUUAGAGCAGAUUUCACAGGAGCCACAGAACCUUGGCAAUCUUGUCUUCCAGUUGUAUUUGAUAUGUAUUUGAGACCACUGUGUUAAUUUUUUCACCAUGAUUAAAAGAAAUAAUUCAAAGGACAAUUUGUUUUGUUAAGUUUGGGACUGCAGGCUAUCUGUACCAUGUGUAGCCUCUUUCUUCUGCUGCCAUAGGAAAGAUGGCAGCCCUUCUACUGUGAAUCUCCAACCUAACAGAUUGCCCAGGUGUCCAGACUUGGGAAGAAUAGCAGACAUCAUUCUCCCUUCCCUAAGGAAGUUUAUAGACCUCAGAUUGCUAGUCUCUGGGAUUUGAGCAGGCCACCCAUAUAAUGGGUGCCUAUCAGUUAGAGAUGCUACUCCUUAGAGUCUCCUUGGAGUCCUGCCUGCUAAUACAAGACUCCCUCUCCUCCUGCCUCCCACCAGAGAACUAGGGACAGCUGGAUCUCUAAUGGAGUCACCCCCUUCUGAGAUUUAUAAAUAUGGAACCUCCUAUUUAUAAUAAAUAGGAGAAAUCUAGGCUCGGGAGAAAGAA
This is a messenger RNA of Alexandromys fortis (reed vole), 4522 nucleotides long. It is a transcript of the gene Them4, whose product is annotated as thioesterase superfamily member 4. The transcript has 6 exons. Bases 109 to 801 code for a protein of 230 amino acids. Lineage: Eukaryota; Metazoa; Chordata; Mammalia; Rodentia; Cricetidae. The record is from RefSeq and is a predicted model, not a curated record.